This is a messenger RNA of Ectocarpus siliculosus, 195 nucleotides long. The record is from the annotation of a GenBank genome assembly. NCBI's taxonomy places the organism in Eukaryota, Phaeophyceae, Ectocarpales, Ectocarpaceae.
AUGCAGUCUACCACGAAGGUGGACGAGAGCCUGCGUCGGGCGUGGCAGAUCGACGGCUCCCUCCUCGGGCUCUCGAACGAGGUUGCUCAAGCCGUGGGGAAGAAGUACGCCUUGCACGCCGCGGAAGAGCUGGGGCUCAGGACCAAGGCCUUGGGCGUGGAGGCCAGGCUGUACAAGCUCGUGAUACUGACGUAG